AUGUCAACACUUAUUAAUGGUAAUUUAUAUAUCUUAGGUGGUCGAAAUAAACUGAAAACUGAAAGAGUCAGAAGAGAAUUUUUUUAUUUUGGUAUUUCUGUUUCAUUUAAUACUCAAAAUAUAUUAUGGCAUGAUUUAACAAACAUUAAUACAGUUCCAGCAUAUUUAGCUACUGCAUCUAUUAAAGGUGAUGCAUAUAAUAACAUCUUGUUUUUAUAUAGAGGAAUUCCUUAUGAUAAUACUAAAGCAAUAGCUCUAAUUUAUGCAUUUGAUACUCCAAGUUAUUCAUGGGAUAUAUCAAAAAUGUCUGGUAUCACUAUUAGUAGAAAAGAUAACCUAAAAGGCAUUAUUAAUGAUAAUAGAAAAAUGUAUUUAUUUUAUAAACAUACUAGUAAUAAUGAUUAUCGAAAUGAUAUGAUUAUUUUCGAUACAUUAAAUUUAGAUUGA
This is a messenger RNA of Funneliformis caledonium, 447 nucleotides long. The record is from the annotation of a GenBank genome assembly. NCBI's taxonomy places the organism in Eukaryota, Fungi, Glomeromycota, Glomeromycetes, Glomerales, Glomeraceae.